GUGACGUUGCGUCACAACACCUGCCUGACGUCAGUAGCCGGAGUUCCGCGUGUUCGGAUGUGUUGUUAAUAUCGUACGUGGAUGUGGAAUAUGAUGGAAAGUCGAGGAGUUUCAUCGAUUAUAUUUGACUUGGAUAACACGCUGGUCGAUACAGCCGGCGCAGGACGAAUUGCCAUUGAGAAGGUGUGUGAUUUGCUGAAGUCGACGCGUGUACAGGAAAGCCACGUCAAAGACAUCUGUCAUCGCUUUUUACGAAAGCUUCUCCACGAAACGUUCGACCCAUCAGAAGGAAAAACAAUAGAUGAUGUGAGGAUCCAUCACUGGCAUGAAGCCCUACAGGAGACGCAGGGCACCGAUCCUGAUCCGGCUCUUGCCAACAGCUGCUACUACACAUGGAAGAACACACGAUUACAGGUGCUGACUCUUUCUCCUGAGGUUCGAUCUCUCCUGGAGGAACUGCAGAAGAACUACAAACUGCUUCUGCUCACCAACGGCGAUACUCAGACGCAGUGGGAGAAGAUCGAAGCGGUGAGAUGUGAGGGUCUCUUUAGUUUGGUGGUGGUCGGAGGAGAUCAUCCUGAGCAGAAACCGGCGCGCUCCAUCUUCACUCACUGCUUCGAGUCUGCGGGAGUCCAGCCGCAGGACUGCAUCAUGGUGGGAGAUUCUCUCGGCACAGACAUCCAGGGAGGCAUUAAUGCAAGAGUGCGGGCCACUGUGUGGAUAAACAGUGACUGUAAAUCUCUCCCGCAGGGCUCUGUGACUCCAGACUACACUGUUCCUAGUGUACUGAAACUGAACGAUGUUCUGCUUGAACUGAGUUGAUGUUUACAUAAACAUACAGAUUUUUUUUUUUUAAGAAAAAUGUGAUGGUUUAUAUUAGCGGCUUAGAAAAAAACUUUUAAUCUAAAAAAAAUAAGGGCGGUUCUCUCUUACAGUGGCCACAUGACCAGCCAAGUGACACUGAAUGACAAUAUGAAUGUUCGACUUGGGAGUGGUUCAUUUCAUACCAAUUAUUCUUUCUAUGGCAAUAAUAUUAACUCCAAAAUGAAUCUGUAAUUUGAUCAGUAGACAAAACCACACUACAUUAAGUAACGGUGAUUAUGUAAAUGCAUUUUUAAUACAGUUUUAUUGAACAGGACAUUUGGCAUUAGUUAUCCAGCUCUGUUCUAGCAACAUUAAACUCUAUUGUAUGUCUCUUAUGUUCAGAUUAUAAUUGCAUUAUUAAGAUGUUAAAAGUACCAAAUUGUUGGAAUUGUUAAAGCGAAAUGUUCCCAGAAAUGUAUUUGCCAGUACUUCAAAAAUCAAUUAAAUUGUGGAAUGAAUUAAUCAUGGGUGAUGCAUGUCUUUGGGUAUUUUCAUGAUUGCUAACCACAAAAAGAAGGAUCUAUAAGCUUACAAAAUCUUUAUUGAAUUUCUUUGAUACUUUAAAAGGAUAAUCUAAAAAAGAAAUAAAACUAAACUUAAGAUGUAUUUUAUUCAUCCUGUUUUUUUUUUUUUUUUUUUGUAAAUUUGUACAAAUUCUCAAACCUCUUGAUUACUGACAAAUAACGAGUUUAUCUUUGUUCAGAAGUCACUCACCUGGGGCCUGUACCAUGAUGGUAGAUGAACAAAUUCAGAGUUACAGGAUUAGUU
Molecule: messenger RNA, 1632 nt
Organism: Sinocyclocheilus grahami
Lineage: Eukaryota; Metazoa; Chordata; Actinopteri; Cypriniformes; Cyprinidae
Gene: nanp
Product: N-acetylneuraminic acid phosphatase
Exons: 2
Coding region: 82-822 (246 amino acids)
Biological process (GO): N-acetylneuraminate biosynthetic process; dephosphorylation
Molecular function (GO): N-acylneuraminate-9-phosphatase activity
Source: RefSeq, a predicted model, not a curated record